UCUGAUCAAUACAUGUAAUGUCAACCUGGUCAGCAGUGUGUUGAGAUAUUUUAACAAUCUCUGUCCAACUGAAAACACUCACAGAAAGUGCAGCUAGAACAGACCUGAACCCGGAGGAUACAUCAGCAGCAGCAGUGGAUGAACCUGACUGCAGGAAUGCGUCCUGCAGGCCGACACACGUCCCCUGCCGCCAUGUGAGCAGAUAACAAACCUUCGACAGACGCUGGCCGACAGAACCAUAGAAAAAGAGGAGAUGAGAGGAUACCGGACCAUCAAGUACACUUUGUUCAUCUUCUGCUACUUCUUCUGGGUUGUGAGCGCCGUUCUCACAGCGGUGGGGAUCUAUGCCAAGAUCGCCAAGGAGAAAGAUGUGGUCGACACCCUGACACUGGAUCCAGCUCUGCUGUUGAUCGUCGUUGGCUCUGUGAUGUUUCUCAUCACGUUCCUCGGGUGUUUCGGGGCGCUGCGUAACGCCACCUGCCUGCUGAAGACGUUUCUGGGGAUCCUGGCGACCGUCCUCCUGCUGCAGAUCGCCGCUGGAGUCGUGGGAUACCUCUUCACUGACAUGGUGAUGGAGAGGACGGAGAGGCUGAUGAUGAAGGCCAUCGUUCGCUACAGGGAGGACCAGGACCUGGAGAACGCCAUCGACUUUAUCCAGAAGAAGUUUCAGUGCUGUGGAGUCGAGGGAUAUAAGGACUGGUCCCAGAACGUCUACUUUAACUGUUCGGACACAAACCCCAGUCUGGAGGCCUGCGGGGUUCCCUUCUCCUGCUGCAUCCACCAACAGAACCAGACGGUGCUGAACACCAUGUGUGGUUAUGGGAUGCAGCAGCUGGAGGAGAAGUCGGCCGUUCAGGACGUCUUCACUGUCGGCUGCCUGGAGAAGAUCGUCUGGUGGGCCAAAAACAACCUGCUGCUGGUGGCCGGUCUGACUGGCGGCCUGCUGCUGCUCGAGAUGAUCGCCCUGAGGUACCGAGCAUCCUGACUGGAGAGAGACCCUCCAUACCGGAGGAGCUGAGGAGACGGCGAGGCUGCAGAGCGGAGGUUAAACGGAGGAUGAAGAAGAGGAGGUUUAAAGUCUACAUCCCUGCAGUCAUCACUGGAAACAAACGUGGCUACACUAGCAGAUACCGGACUCCAACGUCACCAUGCCCGGCUUCCAGACGGUUUGAACCGACAGGGACACCACCGCGACCUGCGAGAAGAAAGGAGGGGGACUGUCCGUGCUCAUAAACAACAGGUGGUGUAACGCCGGGCACGUCUGUGUGAAAGAGCGUCUGCAGCCCGGACAUCGAGCUUGGCGCCGUCGGACUUCGUCCAUAUUAUCUGCGAUGGGAAUUUUCCAGUGUUAUCACCAUCACUGUCUAUAUUCCUCACAGUGGUCUUCAUCAUCAUCAUCACUGUCUAUAUUCCUCACAGUGGUCUUCAUCAUCAUCAUCACUGUCUAUAUUCCUCCGUCUGGGAAAGCAGAAGCAGCGUGUGACGUCAUCCACACUGUGACUGCAGGACUACAAACAAAACACCCGGAGGCCUUCAUCAUCAUCACAGGGGACUUCAACCACGUUUCUCUCUCGUCCACACUCCCAACCUUCCACCAGUUUGUCACAUGCACCACCAGAGACAAUAAGACCUUGGACCUGCUGUAUGCAAAUGUUCCUGUUUUUUAUAUCUGUAUUUAUUUCACUCAAAUGUUGCUGUGACAAGUGAAUAUCCCAUUGUGGGAUUAAUAAAGUUAUCUAUCUAUCUAUGUACCGGUAUACAGGCGGGAGGGGAUCAGGCCGUGAGUGCAGAGACGCAGAGCCGUAUAUAGAGACGGCUCUGGUGAGUAGCAUUUACGACAGUUAACGUUAAAUACAAGUACUCCGCAGUGACUCUGGGGGUAGCUGUUUGACAAAACCGGAAAACUGCAUAGUAUGCCUUUAACUUAUGUAACAUAUCUCAUUUACAUUUGUCUAACAACACAUUUUGUUUGUGUGAAGAGAUUACACACAAAGUCAAUGCAAAGACUUGAAUAGAUGCGAAUUCACGCUGGAUGAAGGGAAUGGUGUGAACACACCUAAAGUUCCAAAAUGGAACAAAUUCCCUCAAAGUGUUUAUGAGAUAUCGCAUUGACCGGUAGCGACAACCUGAAAACACACGGCUAUCGUGUUCGAACAGAAGCAGCUCUGAUCAGUUUCUGUUUCCC
Messenger RNA from Dicentrarchus labrax (European seabass), 2185 nucleotides. RefSeq lists its product as uncharacterized. Bases 254 to 985 code for a protein of 243 amino acids. The transcript is spliced from 9 exons. Gene Ontology annotation, cellular component: membrane. The record is from RefSeq and is a predicted model, not a curated record. NCBI's taxonomy places the organism in Eukaryota, Metazoa, Chordata, Actinopteri, Moronidae.